Messenger RNA from Sus scrofa (pig), 1511 nucleotides. RefSeq names its product olfactory receptor 13C7. Gene Ontology annotation, biological process: G protein-coupled receptor signaling pathway. The record is from RefSeq and is a predicted model, not a curated record. Lineage: Eukaryota; Metazoa; Chordata; Mammalia; Artiodactyla; Suidae. Gene Ontology annotation, molecular function: G protein-coupled receptor activity; olfactory receptor activity. Gene Ontology annotation, cellular component: membrane.
ACCAGAUGCCCUGGACCUACAGGAGACAAAGGAUAUUGGGUUUGGAUAAGUGAGUUUUUUAUUCAGUUGAAAGAGGGGACAUACCAUGGCAAGUGCCAACCAGACAGCCUCUGUGACAAAGUUCAUCCUCCUGGGCCUCUCAGCCCACCCAAAGCUGGAGAAGACGCUCUUCGUGCUCAUCCUGCUCACGUACCUGGUGAUCCUGCUGGGCAACGGGCUCCUCAUCCUGGUGACCAUCCUGGACUCCCGCCUCCACACGCCCAUGUACUUCUUCCUGGGGAACCUCUCCUUCCUCGACAUCUGCUACACCACCUCCUCAGUGCCCCUCAUUCUUGACAGCUUCCUGACCCCCAGGAAAACCAUCUCCUUCCCAGCCUGUGCCAUGCAGAUGUUUCUUUCCUUUGCCAUGGGAGCCACAGAGUGUGUGCUUCUGGGCAUGAUGGCAUUUGAUCGCUAUGUGGCCAUCUGCAACCCCCUGCGGUACCCUGUGGUCAUGAGAAAGUCUGUCUAUGUGCCCAUGGCUUCCAGCUCCUGGGCAGCUGGAAGUGCUGCUUCCAUGGUUCAAACAUCCCUUGCUAUGAGGCUGCCCUUCUGUGGGGACAAUGUCAUCAACCACUUCACCUGUGAGAUCUUGGCUGUCCUGAAGCUGGCCUGUGCUGACAUCUCCAUCAAUGUCAUCAGCAUGGGGGUGACAAAUGUGCUCUUCCUGGGGGUCCCAGUUCUUUUCAUCUUUAUCUCCUACAUCUUCAUCCUCACCACCAUCCUGAGGAUCCCCUCGGCUGAGGGGAGGAAAAAGGCUUUCUCCACCUGCUCUGCCCACCUCACAGUCGUGCUUGUCUUCUAUGGGACCAUCCUCUUCAUGUAUGGGAAGCCUAAAUCCAAGGACCCCCUGGGGGCUGACAAAGAGGAUCUUGCAGACAAGCUCACCUCCCUCUUCUAUGGGGUGGUGACCCCCAUGCUCAACCCCAUUAUCUACAGCCUGAGGAACAAGGAUGUGAAGGUGGCUGUGAGGAGCCUGGUGAGUCAGAAACUCUUCACCCAGUGAUGUUUGGAAGACAGAUGUCCCUGUAGUUCUGUGCCUCUUUCCUGUUUUCACCCAUGAAUCUCAGAAGAAUGUGUCUCCCAAAGAAGAUAUACAUAAAGAGUGAUUAGCAAAAGAUGGAAUUACACAUGUAUUACAUUGAAUUAUACAGAAUUUUAUCUGUUACUCAACCUAAUUUUCAAAAACAAUGAAACCUCUAACCUGAUGGGAGUGUGACUUGAGGGGAUGGAAGUAGAAUGCUUCUGAAAUCAAUUAGCAAUUUUCCUGCUACUCUACUGGGCAAGUCUGAAUUCACUUUGAGGGCAGGUUGCUCCUUCUGAGAAAAACAGCUUAGUACACCUAUGUGUUAAAUAAAGAUUCAAAAUCCUACUCUUAAAAGGAGGCACUGAAGACAGUGUGGGGUGAAAUUUCAUGACCUAGCAGUUAAAAAAAAAUAAUCUUCAUUAGAGGUGAAACGGCACAUCUUCAA